This is a messenger RNA of Falco peregrinus (peregrine falcon), 3148 nucleotides long. It is a transcript of the gene TRMU, whose product is annotated as tRNA mitochondrial 2-thiouridylase. NCBI's taxonomy places the organism in Eukaryota, Metazoa, Chordata, Aves, Falconiformes, Falconidae. Gene Ontology annotation, molecular function: sulfurtransferase activity. Bases 51 to 1250 code for a protein of 399 amino acids. Gene Ontology annotation, biological process: tRNA wobble position uridine thiolation. The record is from RefSeq and is a predicted model, not a curated record. The transcript is spliced from 11 exons. Gene Ontology annotation, cellular component: mitochondrion.
GCGCCGCGGCCGCCGGAAGGGGCGGGGCGUGGCGGGCGGAAGCGGCGGCGAUGCUGGCGGCGGGGCGCAGCGUGGCCUGCGCCGUCUCCGGCGGGGUGGACAGCGCCGUGGCCGCCCUGCUGCUGCGCCGCCGGGGCUACCAGGUGACAGGCGUCUUUAUGAAGAACUGGGACCCUCUGGACGAACAAGGAGCUUGCUCCGUUGACAGAGAUUGCGAAGAUGCUUACCGAGUGUGCCAGAAGCUCGAUAUUCCUUUUCACCAGGUUUCCUACGUGAAAGAGUACUGGAAUGAAGUAUUCAGUGACCUCUUAAAAGAGUAUGAAUUGGGAAGGACUCCUAAUCCUGAUAUUGUGUGUAACAAGCACAUCAAAUUCAACUACUUUCUUCAUUAUGCUAUGGAUAACCUUGGAGCAGAUGCAAUUGCUACUGGGCAUUAUGCUAGGACAUCACUAGAGGAUGAGGAAGUGUUUCAACAGAAGCAUAUUAAAAGUCCACAAAGGCUUUUCAGAAACCGUUUUGAAGUUAGAAAUACGGUGAAACUCCUUCAAGGGGCUGACCUCUUUAAGGACCAGACCUUCUUUCUAAGUCAGAUCUCGCAGGAUGCUUUGAGGAAAACCAUUUUCCCUUUAGGGGGUUUAACAAAAAGUUUUGUAAAGAAGAUAGCAGCGGAACAUGGCCUUCAUCAUGUGCUAAAGAAAAAAGAGAGUAUGGGAGUCUGUUUCAUUGGUGAACGAAACUUUGAAAAUUUCCUUCUUGAGUAUUUAGAACCUCAACCAGGUAACUUUGUUUCCAUUGAAGAUAAGAAGGUGAUGGGAACACACAAAGGUUGGUUCCUCUACACAAUAGGCCAGAGGGCUAGAUUAGCAGGCCUGAAGGAUCCUUGGUUCGUUGUAGACAAAGAUGUCAGCACUGGAGAUGUCUUUGUGGCACCGUCAACAGAUCACCCUGCUCUGUACAGAGAUCUAUUGCGGACAAACAGAGUGCACUGGAUAGCAGAGGAACCUCCUGCAGAGCUCGUUAGAGAUAAAAUGAUGGAAUGUCAUUUCAGGUUUCGGCACCAAAUGGCACUGGUGCCUUGUGUGCUGACUCUAAACCAAGAUGGGAGUGUGUGGGUGACACUAGUGAAGCCAGCAAGAGCUAUCACACCUGGACAGGUCUUGAACAGUGUGCAGUUGCUCACCAUGCCAUUUGCAGCUGCUGAGAAGACUUCCUGUGCUUAUCUUCUAGUUUGCCGUGUUCUACAAGGGUGAUGAGUGCCUGGGCAGCGGGAAGAUCCUAAGGAUAGGCCCAUCGGUGUACACCAUGCAGCAGGGCAAAAGCCGAGAGGAGGGUCCGAAGAAGGAAGAGGUUGACAAGAUAGAACCAGCAACAUAACAUGUGGGUUUGUUUAUUGAAAGACUUCAGAGAGUUUGCUGCCUAAGAAUAAUGAAAACAAUAAACUUUUGUUGUUGUUGUUGUUGUUGAUCUGUAUGUUCUAAAGGUCAGUUGAGCAUUGAGUCGCAGCUGUUGACUGUUAAAGCUGGACAGGUUUAAAACUAAAGCCAGUUUGGUACCAUUUUAUUGGACUGGGUGGUGAUAUUUAUGUUAAUACAUAUGAAGGGAUGUCUUAAAGUUGUUCUGUAAUAGUAGUUACACAUACAAGAAUUUUAAUAUAAAAGUCCUGUCUGAAAUCUUUUAUGUGUAACUGAAAUACUUUUUCUUACUUGAAGACACCUGUCCCUAGGUAAAGUACAUAUGUUGCUUUACAGUAAAUGUAUGUUUGCGCUUUGAACUCUGGAAGAGGAAUGAAUGAUAUUUAAGUUUAGCGUCUUGAAUGAACUCCAAACAACAGAUAUUUAUUUUUCAUCUGAAAUAGUUUUAUAAGAAAUGCUUUAGACUCUUAAGCUGUAUUAAAGAGUGGGUUUAGAUGUUUACGUAAUUCAGAAUUACAAAUCUAGGGGCUUAAAAACAGUCUUGAUUGUGAAACUGACCUAAUUUUUUCUUAAGUGCUGAGGCCAGAGGCUGUUUGGUUUGUCUCCUGGAGAAGAGAGUGCAUUGUUGGGCUUCAGAAAAAUGCAAAUUCAUAUGCAUUUCCUUACUGUGUAGCUAACUUAAUAUAGACUUGAGAAUAAUUGGAUCUUGCCAGGUGUCAAAAUGGAAUGUUAUUAGGAAGAGCUGAAUAACCUUGUCCAAAUUAUCUAUGUUUAUAAGGAUUGGAUGCAUAUUGAGGACACCCUAAGGUUGUAAUAAAACUUUAUGACAGCAAGUCAGCAAAAAUUAAUUCCUGUCUGUCUCCAUGGUAGGAGAAGGUAACUGUCCCUGAAGUACAGCUGUACAAGAGCAGGACUUGCAGAUGGAUGUAGAAUUUUGAGACUUGCAUUCAAUUUAGGCAGUAGGAAAGCUGUACCAUGAACAGGUAGGUCUUUUUAGCAGAUCUGAAGGCUUGGAUUUUAUGUACAUCCUUCUCUGUUGUUUUAGUAUCUUCUAAGAACUCCUUUUAUAUAUAAUCAGGAUUCCUGGAAGUGUUUAAAAAACCGCGUAGAUGUGGUGCUCAGGGACUUGGUUUAGUGGUGGACUUGACAGUCCUGGGUUAACAUUUGGACUUGGUGAUCUCAAAGGCCUUUUCCAACCUAAAUGAUUCUAUGAUUCUGUUUCUUCUGGUAAGAAAAGUAAAAGUUGGUCUUUUUUCUUCAAAGUGUGGAAGUAAAAGGGGGAGAAGACACUCUUCAGUGUCUACCUGUUAGUCUGGCAAAGCUAAACACACAGUUCAGGGAGCCCUGUGGAAAAAACCCUAGACUAUUAAAAUCUUAUAUAUUUAUUUGGCAUUACAGUAAAUGAGCUUGAGAGGGGAAAAAAAGCCAUCCUUUUUCACUGGUGCCAAAAUCAAUUCAGUGUAAAAGUCUGUCUUCAGAGUGUCUAUCCACAUGCAGGUUAACUGUAAAGACUGUUUGUGCUUCACAUAGGCUCCUGAUUUGUGUUAGGUUAGUUUGUGUUGCAGGUCCUGGUCAUUACUUUUAUGUGGUUUUCCUAAUAUUUUGCUUAUCUUUCCUGAAACUUUUGUCUUUGCAAAAUGUAGGAUUAAUUACCAAGGAGUUAAUGCUCCAUGUUGUCCUCAUCUGAGUUUUCCAGUAAAUGUCCCAAUUAAAAUCUUCACAAAUGUUUUCUGUUA